UUCCGCUUUCUCGAAGGGAUUUGCACACAAAAAUAAUGCUGGUUGCCUCAGCGUUUCGCCAAUCUGCGAUUCUGAAAUCUGCCAUCGCUGGCUGUUCGCAGUCGCUCCGCUUCUGGUCGGCGCAAUCCCACCCCACUCCAACCCCCAUCUCAACGACAAGGACCACGGCAACGGCAACGGCAACUUCAACGGCAGCUGCUUCAUCGACCGGGGCUGCUGCGACUGGAUCCAAUCCGACCAAGCCGGGUUUGGAUGCGACAACUACGUCCGACAGCGCUCCUCCUUCUCCUCCUUCUCCUCUGCCAAACAAGUCCCUCAUCAACCGCAUCAUCUACGGCGAUCCUGCAACGUCGUCCAACAGCGAUGCAACGCAGCCAGCAGAGUCCCACAGCAAACUCGUCGGCGCCAACCAGCUUUACGAGAUGCACUUUCACCAUGUCAAGCCCGAUCGCUGGAACGAGUAUAUGGAUUUGACAUCGCAGUAUGUGCCAAAGCUGUUGGCAAGCCCCGACUUCAAGGGUCGAAUGACUGGCAGCUGGACCACCGCGAUUGGCGAUCCCGAGCAAGCACUCACUAUUUACGAGUACGACGGAUUUGCGGCGCAGCGAGACACGAGCCUGGCUCUUGCGAGAAAUCCCGCGCAUGCAGCGUACACGACACAGCUGAGAUCGACCCUGCGUUCGCGUCAUGUCAAUGUCGUGUUGCGAUUCCAGUUCUGGCAGCUAGACCCAUCGCCCAUGACUCCAGGAUCGCUUUACGAACUGCGGUCGUACAUUCUGCAUCCCGGAAAGCUGCUCGAGUGGGAGCAACGAUGGCGCCGGGGCCUCGAGUGCCGCCGCCAAUUCUGCCAGCCUGUUGGAGCGUGGUUUAGCCAUGUCGGCGAUCUCAACAAGGUGUACCAUCUUUGGCUCUAUGCUGAUCUCGAAAAGCGCAAGCAGACUCGUGAAGCUGCCUGGCAAGUGGAUGGUUGGGCACAGACAGUUUACAACACCGUGCCUUUGAUUCAGCACAUGGACUGCACCAUCAUGUAUCCGCGCGAGUUCUCGCCGCUCAAGUGAGGCUACACACGUUGUUCGACAGCUUGGUGGUGGUGCACCUGGUCGCUUUGUU
Capsaspora owczarzaki ATCC 30864 is the source of this 1110-nucleotide messenger RNA. Its product is annotated as nipsnap family protein. The record is from RefSeq and is a predicted model, not a curated record. Gene Ontology annotation, cellular component: mitochondrion. The transcript has 5 exons. The coding region runs from base 36 to 1058 and encodes 340 amino acids. NCBI's taxonomy places the organism in Eukaryota, Filasterea, Ministeriida, Capsasporidae.